This is a messenger RNA of Zymoseptoria tritici IPO323, 1642 nucleotides long. RefSeq lists its product as uncharacterized. The coding region runs from base 56 to 1642 and encodes 528 amino acids. The record is from RefSeq and is a predicted model, not a curated record. Lineage: Eukaryota; Fungi; Ascomycota; Dothideomycetes; Mycosphaerellales; Mycosphaerellaceae. Gene Ontology annotation, molecular function: flavin adenine dinucleotide binding; N,N-dimethylaniline monooxygenase activity; NADP binding. The transcript is spliced from 2 exons.
UUUCACGCCGACGAAGAAGCUGCGAUGCGCAAUCAUUGGGGCUGGCUUUUCAGGUAUGAUGAUGGCCCACAAGCUGCAGUAUAAGUACGCCGAAGAGCUUGGUAAACUUCUCGACUUCGUUAUAUACGAAGCACGAUCUACCGUCGGAGGGACCUGGGACGCUAACACUUACCCCGGCGUGCGAUGUGACGUGCCGUCUGCUAUUUAUUGUUUUCCGUUUGAGCCAUAUCCAGAGUGGUCGCAUUUCUUCUCUAGGGGCGAGCAAAUCCAGGAGUACUUCCAGAUGGCAGUUAAGAAGUGGAAGCUGGAUGAGCAUAUCCUGUUUAAUCACCGAGUCCAGGAUGCCACGUGGAUCGAAGCCAAGGCACAGUGGAAGCUGGUCGUCCAGCACGAAGGCCGCGAAAUCGUGGAUCAUGUCGAUAUUCUGAUAUCGGCGCGCGGUUUUCUCUCAAGCUGGCACUGGCCCGAAAUUUCCGGCAUUCACGACUUCGCCGGGAAGAAGGUUCACAGCGCAGAUUGGGAUCACUCUUUCGACUAUUCCCACAAGAGGAUUGCCGUGAUAGGGAAUGGCUCAUCGGGCAUACAGAUCUUGCCUGAAAUGGCAAAGCUUGAGGGCAGCGAAGUCAUUAGCUUUCAGAGAAGUCCGACAUGGAUCGUAUCGAGGCAUGCGCCUGCACGGUUGCUGGGCAGAGACGAUCCGGAUCCGAACCCAGCGUAUACGGAAGAGGACAAAGCGAAGUUCCGAGACCCAGAAGAAAUGAGGAAGUACCGCAAGGCUGUCCAAGCAGGCGUAAACAAGGGCUUCAAGCUGUUCGUAAAGGGCUCCGACUACAAUUCCGAAAUGACAACGUUCGCCACGAAGCAAAUGUCGGAAAAGCUCAACAACGAUACUGAAUUGUGCGAGAAGCUGAUUCCAAAGUACGAGUUGGGCUGUCGCAGAAUCACUCCUGGAACUGGCUAUCUCGAAGCUUUCACGCAGUCGAAUGUGAAGCUGGAGAACAACGAGAUCUCACACAUCUCAGCCAAGGGCAUACACACAAAGAAGGGCGAGUUCCACAAGCUCGAUGUGAUCGUCUGCGCCACAGGCUUCGACAUCAGCCAAGUUCCGAACUUCCCGUUGAUCGGCCGAGAUGGAGUCAGCCUUGCAGAGAAGUGGAAGGAUGAGCCGGAGAGCUAUAUGUCGCUUGCCUGCCCCGAUAUGCCAAACUUGUUCUUUUUCACGGGACCCAACGCUACAGUAGGCCAUGGUUCGCUCAUCUUCAGCCUGGACUGGUCUGCCGAGUGGAUGAUUCGUUGGAUCCAGAAGAUGGCAUACGAGGAUAUCGCAUCGAUAGCGCCGAAGCAGGAUGUGGUCGAUGAGUUUGUCCGAUAUGGAGACCAGAUCCACAAGACAUUGACGUGGACGGGAGGUUGUCGGUCGUGGUACAAGGCAAACCGCGUCAACGGUAGAGUCACUGCGACGUUUGCCGGAUCUGCCAUAUUGUACGAGAAGCUGGUGAACGGCAGGCUCCGUCCGGAAGACUUUGAGAUCCGCUAUCGCAGUGCCAAUCGCUGGCGGUUCCUCGGGAACGGCUUCACCGAUUACGAGCUCCAGGAGGACAACGAUCUCAGCUAUUACGUCCCAGAGGUCGGUGAAAUAUAG